AAGUAGCAUUUUGAUAGUUGCCUUUACAUACUGUGGUAGCUGAAAAUUGGUUUGUUGGCAAUGUCACAACAAAGCUCCUUACCAACUGCUGCUGUUUAGCAAUGGCCUGAAGACCGAUAUCUCCACAUAUUUGUAGCCAUGAUAAGGGAGUCCUACUCUAACGCUUUGCAGCUUCUGCCUUGCUAUGGCUUAUUAAUGGGUGCGCCUUUCAGCGCCUCUUGAGUGACAGGAUAGCAAACAUACGUGCCACAAUCAGAUAGCCUACUGUGCAUCCAGCUGAAAUGGACGCAGCUGCACUGUUACCGGCGGCUUGGUGGAAUUCGGUUCUGGCUUCCACCAAGGGCUUCCGAAAUGUCAUACGCAGUUAUCCGUCAACAUUGCUUUUUCCGCUCCUUCUCUUCGCCUUGAUAUGCGGCGUCGGAGUAUGGGGUGUAACACGUGGAGCACAGUUAAGCGCGGAAAGUGCCAAGAUCCACGCCGAGUCCUUGGCCACCGACGCCGCCCAAGCUUAUCAAAAACAGCUUUCUGUGCCCCUUUCGUUGACACAAGUGCUGGCUUCUAUGGUUGCUGGUAACCCUCAGUACGACACUGUUAAGUACCUUUUCAACGCAACAGCCAGUGCAUUGGCCUCCGCAGCUCCAGCUCAAUCCUUACAAGCGCUGCAGCUGGUUCCGGCGGGUGUCAUUCGCCUUGUAUACCCUGCCGAGGGCAACGAGGGUUUGACAGGAGUGGACCUGUUCAAAAUACAAGAUGCCGCAUUUUUGGAAACGCUUCGGUUCUCUGUAUCAGACCUGCGGCCUGCGCUGGACGGUCCGUUUUCACCAGCCAUCCGGUCCAAGACAUUGGAGCAUGCUGAGCAAUUGGUCGUAUUUCGCAAGUCCAUCUUCGUGCCCACAACGAACCCGAAUGAGACAUUUGGAUUCCAGGACUCGCCCAAUCCCCUUUGCGGGGACGCUUGCGGCUAUAACGCUACCACAGGGGUCAAGUGGUGGGGCUUUACCGCCAUCUUAAUGGCUCUGGACUCGGAGGGCAGCCCCGUGGGCAGCGGCGGGGAGUCCUCGCCCCUGCGCACCCUGGCCAGCAAGGGCUACCGCUACACCCUGACGGCGCCGGUGUCCGGGGUGGCGGGCAGCGAGGGGGAAGCGGUGGUGGUGGCGAGGUCAGGCAGCGGGAAGCCGCAUGACCCCGUGGAGGUGGUCGUGCAGCUGGGCAGUGUACAGUGGUACCUGCGUGUGGGGCCCGGCGGCGACAGCUGGUGGCCCCGCUGGUACGGCGGCAUCGUGGCGGUGGUGGUGUUUGUGGCGGCCUGCGGAGCGGUGCUGCUCUUCCUGCUGCUGGUGUCCAGGCGGCGUCACAAGCUGCUGCUGGAGUCGCUGCUGCCUCGGGAGCUGAUUCGGGACCUCCAGGCGGAGAACACGGACGUUUUGGGACAUGCUCGGGUGUCCAAGACAGACAGCCCCGCUGAGCUGCUGGUGGCGCUGCUGGGCUGCCUGCUGUCCGGUCAGCCGCCCGACAUCCGCGACGUGGUGCACCUGCGCACGGUGCUGCAGCGCGGGGAGGACGUGUACCGCCCGCUGGACCUGGGGGGGCGCAUCAAGGGGGCCAACUAUGAUACCGACGUGGCGCGCGCCCUGAUGCGGCAGCUUGGCGGCGCCACCGACAUGCCCGGUCUCGUCAGCUACGAGUGCAGCCAGACAGGCAACGACCGCUGCCCCCCGCCCGCAACCCGCUCCGCUGCUUCCCUGCACCACACCCUCCGCAGCGGUCCGCAAGACGAGCCGCUCAUCCUGCUGCUGUCCACUCCCCAGCAGCGCGAGCAGCACCUCCGGCAAGCGUGUCAGAGCCUGCGGGGCGCGCUGGACUACAUCCUCCUGGGUACAGGGGAGCAAGAGGACGAGGACGAGUCUUCUCCUCUGCCGCCGCAGCAAGCACAGCUGGCCUCUGCCUCGGCUGUGCGGGUGCGGCGGUCCGUCGACUUUAGCGUUGCGGACGUGAGCGCGGUGGAGGCGGGGUCAGAUGGGGCGGAUGGGCUGGGCCCGGAAAUCAGGGUGCCGGCGGCGGUUCUGUGGGGCCGGCUGGGCAGCGAGCGCGAGAGAGGUGGGGACAGCGGCGCGACCGAGGGCGUGUCGGCGGCACAGCAGCAGCAACAACAGGCGGGGCUCUUGCCGGUAAGGAGGGGCUCCGGUUCCGGAGUCGUGCCGCGGAUAGGGGCUUUGCUGGGCUUGGAGCAGCACCCGCAGCGUGAGGCGCGGUCACGUAGGAGUUCAGGUGUUGGGCUGUAUGGCUGGCGCUUAAGCGUUGCGGGGCAGCCGCUACCAGAGGGAAACCCGCGUCUCGCAAUGUCUGUGCGCUGCGGACCGGGAGCACUGCACGACCCUGCCGGCGGCGGUGGUGGCGGCGGCGGCAGUCGCCGGCCGAGCUAUGUGCGUUACGGCUCGCCGCGCCCUGGAGCUGCUGUCCCGGCGGAAACUUCGGUUCCUGCUGGGGCUGCGGCUGCUGCUUUCGCCUGUGCUGCUCCCGGUACGGAGGGUUGUGGAGGGCCUGCGCCGCUGUCGGGCGCAGGCGCGGAGGUACAACAUGGUCACGGUAUGGGGCAGGGCUCCCCCGUGCGGCACUCCCCGAGGUGUGGCUCUCCCCGGUCGGCUCUGGCGCACCCUUCCGGGCGGGGCAGUGCUGAGCGGCUGCAGCAGCUGCGGAAUCACCCUGACCCCGCGCAGCUCAGCCGAGCCAUGCUCAUGGGCCGCCGCGGCAAGCGCAGCAGCGGAGGGGGCGCCGGCAGCGAGCCCGCGGCUGCCGCCAGCGCUAUGGGGUCGUCCGAGGCGCCCACCACAGGGGCUGUGCCGGGAGGGGCGCUGGGGGAUGCGCCACCGCCCCAGCGGCCGUUAGUGGAGGAGGUGGAGCGGCUGCUGAGCUGCUGCGACGAGUGGCAGUACGACAUGUGGUCGCUGCAGGAGGCCAGCGGGGGGCACGCGCUGUCGGUGCUGGGCUUCUUCCUCAUCCAGCGGGCGGGGCUGGUGGAGCGAUUCCACAUCGAGCCGCUCAGGCUGGCCAGGCUGCUGCGCACCGUUGAGGGCGGCUACCUGUCCUCCAAUCCGUACCACAACUCCGUACACGCGGCCGACGUGCUCCGUACGCUGCACGUGCUGCUUCGCGGCGCCCGCCUGACCGCCCACUACCUGGACCCGCUGGGGCUGCUGGCGGCGUACUUCGCGGCGAUCGUGCACGACUACGGUCACCCGGGCCUCACCAACGACUUCCUAACCGCCACCAGCCACCCCCUCGCCCUGCGCUACAACGACCGCGCCCCCCUGGAGAGCCACCACGCCGCCGCCGCUUUCUGCCUGCUAGCGGAGCGCCCCGAGCUAGACGUGCUGGCAGCGUUGUCGCGGGCUGAGCGUGCGGCGCUGCGCAAGCAGGUGAUUGAGAUGGUGCUGGCGACCGACAUGAAGCAGCACUUUGCGGUGCUGGCUCAGUUCACUACGGUGCACCGGUUGGCUAGCGGGAAGGCGUCGGUGGGGACGACGCCGGCGGCGACGGAGCCGGUGCCGAGCAGCUGCAAGGGCUCGGCUGGCGACGACUGCGCCCUUGUUGGCCGUCCAUCUGCUGCCCAUGAAAGCGAGGGCCCUGUGCCGCUGGACGAGGCGGAGCGCCUGCUGAGCCUGCAGGUUGCACUCAAGGUUGCGGACCUGGGUCACCUGGGAGCCAAGCUGGAGACGCACAAGCGCUGGCUGGCCGGCCUGGAGGAGGAAUUUUUCCGGCAGGGCGACAUGGAGCGGCAGCUGGGGCUGCCCAUCAGCCCGCUGUUCGACCGGGCCAAGCAGGGCGUCAGCAAGAGCCAGGUCGGCUUCUACGACUUUGUGGUGUUGCCACUGGUGAAUGCGGUGGUGGGCGCCUUCCCUGGAGCCGAGCCCCUGGUGCGCUGCUUCGAGGCCAACUACCGACACUGGCAGGAAGUGGAAGGCACGGCGCCGCCCUCUGCGCCCAGCGGUAGCGAACCGGCACCGUCCAUGCCGCCGGUGUCAGGGACCGGCAAGGGAGCCUCCGGUGCGGGUGGCGGUGGCCCGGUGGACGUGGUGGCGGUGGUUCCGAUCAUGGUGCGCGAGAGUGCGGAUCGGGGGAGGGAGGAUCGCAGUGUUCGUGGCCGGAGCCGAAGGGCAGUCAGCGGGGAGUAGUGGUGGUUCGAAGGGGGUGAAGGAGCAAAUGCGUUCCGAGUCGAAGGAAGUUAGUUGUAGGCAUAUGGGGCAGGGCGAGUCCUUGUAUUCUGUUUUCACAUGUACUCCAUGUGAUUGAUUCUAUUGCGCACAGUCCAUUGCGCAUAGUAAUGUACCGAUAGUAGGAAAGCGACUAGGUUCGUGGCUUCGUACUGGUCCGAGGGGGUGCUUCAGGGCCGGUGGUUCACCGGGACCCGCUCGUGUGUGGGUGCGGCAUGGGUGGGAAAUGGGUUUACGUUGGCAGUCUGUUUCCUGGUUUGAGUACGGGUCCAUUGUGCCCGCUGGGUAGCAUGUUUUGCUCGUCACUCGGGUGGGACUUCAUUUCGGUGAACACGUGUAGCCGGCUGGUAUGGGCGCCGGCCAGGGAUCCGGUGCCUAGCUCCACACCCGCUUAAUAAGUUUUGGGUUCUUGGUCUGCAGCGUUGGUUGUUCAAGGUCUAUGGACCUGGGUGAAAACAAGAUCUUGAAUCCGGUCUUACGGCAUGCUUGGUGUGUAGUGCUUUGGUCAAGUCUUACAUAACGUUCAAUGUCUUGUUUAUAAUAUAUUGUUUGUGAGACACGUGAGCAAGGAAGGAACUAAUACAAACAAGGGCAGGGUUUCCCCUAGUUUCAUUGCUGCCCUUGAAUGCUUUCUGUACACGCGGGUAACUUUCAAUAGACUUGGGGUGGAUGGGCGUGCGGAAGUAAUCCCAGUCUCGCUUGUACGGAUAAAGAUGCCCCGGGAGUGCAGUGCAGGGCUCAGGGCGUCUAUACGCCGAAGCGCUUGCGGCGUACGGUAUUCUGCGUACUGGGAUAUGUAGUAUACUCAUGGCAAGGCUGCAGCAGCAGAUGGU
This is a messenger RNA of Astrephomene gubernaculifera, 5044 nucleotides long. The record is from the annotation of a GenBank genome assembly. Lineage: Eukaryota; Viridiplantae; Chlorophyta; Chlorophyceae; Chlamydomonadales; Astrephomenaceae.